Messenger RNA from Kockovaella imperatae, 3915 nucleotides. RefSeq names its product protein transporter. The record is from RefSeq and is a predicted model, not a curated record. NCBI's taxonomy places the organism in Eukaryota, Fungi, Basidiomycota, Tremellomycetes, Tremellales, Cuniculitremaceae. Gene Ontology annotation, biological process: phospholipid translocation; retrograde vesicle-mediated transport, Golgi to endoplasmic reticulum; endocytosis. The transcript has 16 exons. Gene Ontology annotation, molecular function: ATPase-coupled intramembrane lipid carrier activity; ATP hydrolysis activity; magnesium ion binding. The coding region runs from base 109 to 3498 and encodes 1129 amino acids. Gene Ontology annotation, cellular component: endosome; plasma membrane; trans-Golgi network.
CACAAAUCAUCGCGAAUGGCUCAACAGCUAGCAGGUAGCUUCUCACUGGCUCAUCCCCAGCUGUGAAAUGGCUCCAUAGUAGUUCUUCAAUAUCCGGUACCCUCUUCGAUGCCGCCUCGCGCACCAACUGAUGCCUACCCAUUGUCCAAGCUGUCACAUCGGUCCUCAUUGAAUUCCUCCGGUAUGCCGAGGUUGGAAAAUGGCAAUGGUGGAGAGGUAUCGACAUCGAGGGCUGCAAUGGCAUUCGGGAGAAGUAAGAAGGGCAAGGAACGUUUCAGCGAUGGCGAAAUCGAGGAUGAGCAAGAUGAGGAAGGAGCCGCUCUCUUAGGUGGACAUGGAACUCUUGAUCCUGUCGAAGGGAGUAUGCUCGCUGGACCCAGCAGACUACCUAUGGGAGCCAGACUGACGGGUACGAAAGACAAAUCACGGACAAUCCCUCUACAUCUCACUGCAUCUAGGGCGACAUACCCCGCCAACGUGGUCAGGAACCAAAAGUACUCGGUUGCAAGCUUUCUACCUCUGGUGUUCUGGGAACAGUUCAAGUUCUUUUUCAACUUUUACUUUCUCGUGGUCGCGUUAUCACAGUUCAUCCCCGCGCUCAAGAUAGGCUAUAUCGUAACCUAUGUCGCCCCUCUUGCGUUCGUUCUCGCCAUCACGAUGGGCAAAGAAGCAUACGACGAUUACUGUCGAUACCUUAGAGACAGGGAAGCAAACUCGACUUGGUACCUUGUCAUCUUGCCUCAAACCACCUCUUCCUCAGGUGUUGCGGACUCUGGAUCUCGCGAUAAGCCUCUGACAAGAUCGGUCCCUUCAUCUCGCAUCAAAGUUGGAGACUUGAUUCUCUUGGAGAAGAAUCAAAGGGUACCUGCGGAUAUGGUUCUCCUCACCACCAGCGAGGAAGAAGGGACUUGUUUCAUUCGGACGGACCAGUUGGAUGGUGAGACUGAUUGGAAGCUCAAAGUAGCGGUUGGCGAGACGCAAAAGCUGGGGGAGUCAGGUGUCGGCGGUGUGGAAGGUAGUUUAUAUGCCGACCCACCGAUCAAAGACAUUCACACGUUCUACGGAGUCCUGACCCUGCGGUCGACAGAUCCUGGCCCUUCGACAGAUACGUCUAUCCCACUGUCUGUCGAGAAUGUUCUCUGGGCGAAUACUGUCCUCGCAGCUGGCUCUGCAGUCGGUAUGGUCGUUUAUACUGGCAAGGAAACGCGAGCAGUGUUGAACACCAGCGAGCCAGAAACGAAGAUGGGUAGUUUAGAGGCUGAAAUUAACAAGAUGGCAAAGAUCCUCUGCAGUGUCACUUUUGCUCUCUCGGUCAUUCUCGUCGCUCUGAAUGGAUUCCGAGGUCGUUGGUAUAUUUAUGUCUUUCGGUUCCUCAUCUUGUUUUCGUCCAUCAUUCCCAUCAGCCUGAGAGUCAACCUUGACAUGGGCAAAACGGUUUAUGCGCAUCAGAUCCAGUCUGAUGCGGAUAUACCUGAGACUAUCGUCCGAACAAGCACGUUGCCCGAAGAGCUCGGCAGGAUCGAGUACCUCCUUAGCGAUAAGACGGGCACUCUGACGAGAAACGAAAUGGAGCUGAAGAAGCUACACCUGGGAACAGUGGUCUUUGGUUGGGAUUCGAUGGACGAGGUAGCCAAUCUGCUGAAGCAGAGUUUUUCGGACGAAACUCUGCAGGCGCCUCCCGGCAAUACACGGCGAACCUCGGUCAAUCUUGGCCAAGGUCAAGCAAGAGGCCGUCGUGAUAUGUCUGGGCGUGUUUUGGACGCCGUCCUCGCGCUCGCGACUUGCCACAAUGUUACGCCAGUGUCCAACGACGACGGGACAGUCACAUAUCAAGCUUCCUCCCCCGACGAAGUGGCCAUAGUCCAAUGGACAGAGUCUGUCGGUAUGACUCUCAUCUCCCGCGAUCGAACGAGCAUGACUCUUCGGCCACCCAACGGUGAUCCACUAACGUUCGACAUUCUCGCCAUCUUCCCCUUCACAUCAGAAUCUAAACGUAUGGGUAUAAUCAUCCGCGAGAGAGCUACUGGGCAGGCGACUUUUGUUCAGAAGGGAGCCGACGUCAUCAUGUCUCGGAUAGUCCAGAAGAAUGAUUGGCUGGAUGAAGAGUGCGGCAACAUGGCUCGGGAAGGACUCCGGACGCUCGUCAUUGGCCGGAAAAAGCUCUCUGCAGAGGGCUUGGCAGAAUUCGAGAAGCGAUACCGUCAAGCUCAACUCGUUGUUGGAGAAGAGAGACCUGUUGAAAUAGCCCGGGUUGUCAGCGAGCAUCUAGAGAUCGAUUUAGAGCUACUGGCUCUAACUGGAGUCGAAGAUAAACUGCAAGAGGACGUCAAGUCGACCUUGGAGCUUUUACGAAAUGCUGGACUUAAAAUUUGGAUGCUGACUGGAGACAAGAUUGAGACUGCUGCGAAUAUCGCCGUAUCUUCUAAACUGGUGGCGAGGAAUCAGUACAUUCAUCAGGUUGCGAAACUAAAAUCUGCAGACCAAGUCCGGGACAUGCUAGACUUCUUACAGGCCAAAUUGAAUUGUUGCCUUGUUAUCGACGGUGAAUCACUGCAGCUCUGCUUGGACAGUUUCCGAUCCGAAUUUGUGUUGCUGGCGACACAGUUACCGGCAGUAGUCGCUUGUCGGUGUUCACCGACACAGAAAGCCGAUGUCGCCAGAUUGAUCCGUGAAUACUCGAAAAAAGUAGUCUGUUGUAUCGGUGAUGGCGGCAACGACGUCAGCAUGAUCCAAGCGGCCAACGUUGGCGUCGGUAUCGUCGGCAAGGAAGGCAAGCAAGCUUCUCUCGCUGCGGAUUUCUCGAUCACUCAAUUUAGUCAUCUCACCAAGCUGCUCCUGUGGCACGGUCGAAAUUCAUACAAGCGAUCUGCAAAGUUGUCACAAUUUGUCAUUCACCGUGGGUUGAUCAUCGCGGUGAUACAAGCGGUAUUCAGCUCCAUCUUCUUCUUUGCUCCAAUCGCGCUGUACCAGGGCUGGCUCCAAGUCGGUUAUGCCACUGUGUAUACCAUGGCACCGGUAUUUUCGCUCGUACUCGACAGAGACGUCAAUGAAGAUCUCGCUUUACUGUAUCCUGAACUGUAUAAGGAGCUCACAAAGGGCCGAUCCUUAAGCUACAAGACAUUCUUUACAUGGCUCACCAUCUCAGUCUACCAAGGCGGAAUCAUCAUGCUCUUGUCGCUCCUCUUGUUCGAGUACGAGUUCCUGCACAUCGUUGCCAUCUCCUUCACCGCCCUCGUCAUUAAUGAGCUCAUCAUGGUCGCUUUGGAAAUUACGACGUGGCAUACAUAUAUGAUCUUGUCAGAAUUGGGUACAGCAGCAGUUUACUUUGGGUCCAUGGCGGUGCUUCCUGCAUAUUUCGACCUCUCGUUCGUCCUGUCCACUGCGUUCUUGUACAAAGUCGCGGUAAUUGUGGCGGUGUCGUCAUUCCCUCUCUACGUCAUCAAAGUGUUUAGAAACAAGUUCAAGCCCGCUGCGUAUACCAAGGUAGCGGGCAUAUAGAUUGGUAGAUGGCGUGACAAGGAUGUAUGAUUCAUCAUGUAGAGUGUACAAGUCAUGCUUGUGAGUAUGCAAGGUGGGAACGAGUUCCUCAAGUCGGAGGAAAAUCGGGGAAUGGCAUCUUCCCGCAAAAUACGCUAAUCCGGUACACUCUGCCUUGUCUCCUUAUCCCUUGAUUUAUCCUCUCUGGCCUCUUUUGGCUAAGAUCAUGUGUAGUAUCUGUUCUUAAUACUGUAAGAAGUAUUAUAUUCCUACGGGAAUUUCUUCUUUCGGCAUUUUUCAAACCUGCCCGACCUCUGUAGCUUGCUACACGUCGUGGCGCGAUGUCGCUGGCCAUACACUACAGCCUUCUGAUGUCAAGGUAACCCCCCUGUCAUUCAUCUUUUUUUGGUCUCUCGGAGGACUGUAGCAAGGCUCAAU